Molecule: messenger RNA, 1192 nt
Organism: Ctenopharyngodon idella (grass carp)
Lineage: Eukaryota; Metazoa; Chordata; Actinopteri; Cypriniformes; Xenocyprididae
Product: N-alpha-acetyltransferase 80
Exons: 2
Coding region: 126-923 (265 amino acids)
Biological process (GO): protein acetylation
Cellular component (GO): cytoplasm
Molecular function (GO): N-acetyltransferase activity; acetyl-CoA binding
Source: RefSeq, a predicted model, not a curated record
UGUUUCAUCUGCUCCACUAGAAGAAGAGGGAGAUUCUAAAGACAGCUGAUGUGACAGCGAUAAAGUUAUCAGCAUGUAGGUAUCACAGAUAAGAACUAAUAUAAACUAAAUCCGAAAUAAAUUGCAUGUGUCUCUCACAAGCAGUCGAACGGGAAUGGUGCGAUGGCGACGUGAGCUGCGCAGUAGUUCGAAUCGAACCUCUUCAUGAGCGCUGGGACUUAGUGGAGGCGUGUGCUGAAUUACUCAAUGCCCAAUGGCAACGCAGCAUGGGGGCGCGAAUUCACUCGCUCCGCCAGUCGAGCCACAGCUAUCCUGUGUGUCUCUUGCUGCUGAAGGGGGAGAGGCGGAGUCAAGACGAGAAGGUAAUAGGCCACGCCCGCUUGUCCCGCGUUCUGGGGAGCCGUAGUUUGUUUGUGGAGUCGGUGGUGGUGAGCAGCAUGCUGCGAGGGAAGGGAUACGGCCGUAUCCUGAUGGAGGCUGUUGAACGCUAUGCCAAAGGACGGGGCUGCACCCGAUUGUGCCUAACCACCCAUGAUAAGCAACACUUUUACGCUCAUCUGGGGUUUGUGCUAUCCAAACCUGUCCAAAGUGUUGGGACGCUGGCCUCUUUCAUGCCUAUGGAGGUGCUGCACAAGUUCUGUAGAAGCACAGAGAAUGAGGAGGAAGAGAAGAAGUGUGAUGUUAAGUUGUUUAACAAUCCUGCACCAUCUACACCUUCCGUUUUACCGCCGCCUCCACCACCUCCUCCUCCUCCUCCCCCACUUUCCUGUCCUCCUCCACCACCUCCUCCCCCUAUUUCUGCUCCUCCACCUCCUCCUUCUUGUCCUCCGUCAUCCUGGGCUCCAGUAAGUCAGACUUUGGAGCAAACGCCGUACACAGACAACAGAGGGUUGCCCAUCUUCUGGAUGCACAAGGACAUCUGAAACUCAUGCUACACUCCUUUAGUCUGGAAUUAUUCAGGGAUACACAAAGAGUGAACGUCAGCCUGUUUGAACUGUAUUAACUGGAAAUACUGUGACAAUCUGAAUGUGUCUUAAUCAGAGUUUACUUUGUUUUAACGGUUAUUUUAUUUUAUUUUUUAAAUGAAAGGUUAAUCUUUUAUCACAACCCUCUAAAAGAAAUGUAUUUGCUGAGAUUAUCUGUAGCUUUCAAAGGGUUUUAUCAAAAAUAAAAAUGCUCUAUAACUUUUCAA